Molecule: messenger RNA, 7926 nt
Organism: Limulus polyphemus (Atlantic horseshoe crab)
Lineage: Eukaryota; Metazoa; Arthropoda; Merostomata; Xiphosura; Limulidae
Product: kin of IRRE-like protein 1
Biological process (GO): cell-cell adhesion
Cellular component (GO): cell-cell junction
Molecular function (GO): cell adhesion molecule binding
Source: RefSeq, a predicted model, not a curated record
AUGAACUUCCUGUAUAAUAAAAUUAAUAGCAUUGGAUUAUUUUGUAUUACAAAGGACAGGUGUAAAUCUAGUAGCUGUCUUGUAGUAGAACUUCAAGAACCAUUUACAUCUACAUGGGAUGAAGAUUGUGACAAGAAAGGCUUUGUUCCAAGAAAACAACAAACAGAAGAGACUGAUGUUUACAAAAUCCCACAAAACUGUACUUACACUCUACAAGAGUUUGACACCACACCCAGUAACAGUGAAGUUGAUCCCGGUACCACAGCAACAUUAAGAUGUAGGAUCCGAAACAGACAAGGGGAAUGUGUUUGGUUAAAAGAUGGAGAAGUUGUUGGUAAAAUAAAAAACAAAUACAGUUAUGAAAAAGAACCACCAGAUGGAGAUUGUAGCAUUGAAAUUACAGAUGCUGAACUACUGAUUGAUGAUGGGUACUGGCAGUGUCAAGUGACCCAAGCAUCUUUAGAAGAUCCUACCUUAAAGUCAGAGAAGAUUAAAUUGAGUGUACGAGUAACUCCUUCACCACCACAGAUAGAAAACACCACCACUCAUAUUAAAUUAGGAAAUAAUCUCAACACAAAAGCGAAAGAGCCCCUGAAGCUGGCUUGUGUAUCCAGGAAGGGGAAUCCUCCACCAGAGCUGAAAUGGUUUAUCGAGGAUGAUAACAUAACAAAUAUGGCCAAUCAAACCAACUUACCUGAUACAGAAAAGCCUAAGACGUGGCAGGCUGUAAGCAUUCUGCAUUACAGUUUUUAGGUACACAAAGGCCAGCGAUUGCGAUGUGUAGCCUUUCACAAGAGUUAUGACACUGGCUUCCAAGAGAGCUACUCAUAUCUGGAUGUGAUGUAUAUUCCAGAAAUCAAACUGGAGGGAAAACCAAAUGAAGAUAUUGAAGAAGGGAAAUCACUAACUCUUAGGUGUGUAGCAGAUGCAAAUCCAAAAGCUAGCAUCACCUGGAAAAAGUCUGGUCAUGCUGGGGUCUACAGCACCAAUGAAGAGGUUACAUAUUUACCUAUUACAAGAAGUGAUUCAGGAGUUUAUAGCUGCAGUGCACGAAAUGGUGUAGGAGAAAGCAAGGAGCUAGAAAUUUCAGUGGAUGUAAAAUAUAAACCCGAGAUCAAAGAAGUGAUUCCUAAUGGAAAUGUGUUGACUGAACUCUAUAGUUCUCAAGAGCUGAAUUGCCAAGCUGAAGGAAAUCCUGCUCCCGAGUACUCUUGGCUUCAAAAGAAACCUGGUGAAACGAAUGUAUGGCAGGAACAGGGAAAAGGUGCAACUUUUAAAAUAGAAAACGUUACUUAUGACUUUCAAGGUCGGUACAUUUGUGAGGCAAAAAACUACAUCAAUGGAAUAGAACAUAAAGUUCAGUCUGAAGAGAUCAAAUUAGAUGUUACUGGAAGUCCUCAAGUCAUUAUGGGUAUGACUACCACAAAAGAUGAAGUAGUUGUGAAGAAAAAUGAGGAUGCUACAAUUAGUGCUGUGUUUUGUGCUGAUCCAAAACCCAAACAGGUGUUCUGGGAGUGGGGCAGUCUGAAGCUAGAAACAGGAUCAAAACUUGCACGUUAUGCUGCCAUAGCACUUGUGCCUGUGAGACAGUGGGAUGACUGCUAUGAAGCUAAACUUUUUAUACAAAAUGUUGAAAAAAGUGAUUCAAGGAAGUAUGUUCUCCAUAUUGAAAAUACGAACGGACAAGAAACAUAUGCUGUCACAUUGUCAGUUAAAGAACCUGUGGCCUUGUCUAUGGUGAUAGGUGUAGCAGUGGGCUGUGCUGCCUUUUUGGUGGUCUUAAUUCUAAUUGGUAUAUACAUCAUCAUCAAAAAAAAGAAAUAUUUAUUCAAAAAAAAAGUGGGAUUGAAUCAGAAUUUUGAAAGUCAAAGAUCAGAUGAGCUAACAGGCAAUGGGCAAGCAAGAAAUACACCAACGGCUAUUCCACCAGAUGCUCUCUAUAGUGCCCCAGAAAAGCAGUUAAACCAGAAAGAAGAAAACAAGGAUGAUAAUAAACAGUAUGAAAACAUGAAUAUGGACAAGAAUAAAAAUGGCUCCAAGGAUCAUGUAGUGUAUGCUGACUUGGAUUUUGUUAUACCAGCUGAAAAAAAUGGAAACAAGAUAACUAGAACUCCAGUGGAUAAAACAGAAUAUGCAGAAAUACAAUUUCCUCCUAAAGCUGGUGACCAGAACAACAUUUAGUUAUAAUAAUUUUCAGUUCAAUUGCUCGAAGUCUGCGCUUUGUCAGUUUGUUACCACCGUUUACAGUAAUUCAAGUAUUUCUCAUACCAAAAUUUUUAAAACCAUGUAUGUGAAUUACAUAGUAUAUUAAGAACAAUAUAUUUGAAGUUUAAGAAACAUUUUUGUGGGAAGAAUUGUUGAACUAAUAAUUGAAGGAAGCACUUUAGAAAUUAAAUUUUUCAUAAAUAUUUUUUUUUUUAAUAACUUUUCUGUAAACUUCCCAUUUCUUUCCAUAAAUAUGGACAAUGAUAUGGUAAUUAAUGAUACACAUUUCUUUUAAAUACUGUGAUACUUUUUUGUAAAUAACUUGAUUUUGAAUCGUUAGUAUAUGUCAUUAUAAUAAAGAAAACAAUGUCUGUAUGAUUCUUUGUAAUAUCAUACAGAAAUUGCUUGCUUGAAGUUAGCUGCUUUAUUGAUAAGAAAAAUGGUAUGUGUGUGUAUAUACAGUAUGGAACUUUAUAUAUCAUACUAUAUAUAUUGUCGUACUCUUGACUUAAUGAAAUUAGUUCAACUAGUUCAAUUUUUCGAGAAUUUGGAAAAACACAGCUGUAGUAUGUAACUUUAAGAGCAUACAUAUAGUGUUUGAAGCAAAAAAUGUUUUCAUUUUUAUUGUAGGCUGUCUGGAUUCUGCAAAUGUUUUAUUUCUUAAAUAAUAAUUUUGUGUACUAUUAAAUCUUUCUAUACUGUGCAUGAGAUAAUGAAUGAUACUGUAAUGAUAUAUUUAGCUAUGUUAAUGUAUAAAGAGUUUUACCAAUAUAUUGACUCCAGGCAAAUGAGUAAGUGCAACUGUACUAGUGUGGCUAUUAAUGGAAUGUGUUUUGUCAACAGACUCUGUUUUAGCUUUAAUUGUCUGGUGAUUAAUCAUUUGCCACACCUGUAACUGUUUUAACAUGCUUCAUUCCACCAUUUACUUGAACAUGAGUUUUCCUGCAGUCCUAUGUUGCUGUUUGUAUAUUCCAUUUCUGGAUGUUGUCCAUCUACUGAGUACAUGGUUGACCUGGUUGUCACUUUCGUACGACUUUGUCUUGUAGUAUAAUCUUACUAGUUAGUUCCAUUUGGGCAACAUAUAUACCCAAAGAAAUCGAACUUGAGACUGACUGUAUGCCCAAGGGGCUCUCAUUCAUUCCAAGUUCCUCAAAGAUACUGUCAUUUCUUGUAAGUUGAGUUUAGUUGGUGCAUUACAUUCACUGAUAAACAUCACAUUCCAACAGCCAUAAUUGUUUUCUUCAUCUACCAUUUUCAAUGUCCAUCUUCCAACAUAAUAGGUUAUUACUGUCCAUAUAAGACUUUUUAUGUAGCAUAUUUUCAGAUUUAGUUUGAUGAUGAUGUCUUUCCAGAUGUGGAUUAAAUUUUCCAUCCAAAUUUCAGCCUUGAUGAAACAAGUUUGGAAGUCCAUCGACCAAUCACCAGUAUUUGUUGUGAUGGCACCUAGGUAUCUGAAGUGAGCUCCAUUUUCAAUGAAUUCACCAUCUAUAGAGAUGGUAGUAUUGGUUGGUAGAUCUUGUGUUGUCAUCAGUUUAGUUUUCUUGACAUUUAGUUUUAAUUUUCAAGUUUGUAAGAUCUUCUACUUCUUAGCUAGAGGCGAAAUAUGGUCUGUAUUGUCAACAUAAUGAAAUUAGGCAACCACCAAUGCACAUCCAUAUUGUCAGUUUCUGUUUCUCUCAUGAUGUUUUCAGUGGAAGUGCUGAACAGCAUUACCAUUCAACCUUACCACUCCUGUCUGGUCUAUGCAGAGGAAUUGUACCAAAGUUACCAACUGUUUUAGCCAACCCAUCUGAAGUAUUAUUUCAAGUAAUUGUUUUACUCUAUAAAUAUGAAGAAAACCAUUAAGUUGAUGUAAAAGUGUGGAUGCUGCAGAGUGUGUGUCUAGUAACUCUUCCAUCUUUAUAUGCAACCCAUUUGUCUGGUUGUUGUUUUUUAGAUGAUUUUCCAGUAAUCUGGCCAUAUUCAGUUUUUCCAGACUUUUGUACAUAAUUUAUGAAGGAGGGUGGUAGGACCACUGUUCUGGAUCGCCUCAGCUGAUAUGCCAAGUCCUGUAGCCUUUCCUUGUUUGAGUUAUUUAAGUGGUUGUUCAACUUCAAUUCAUCUAUACCAAGUUCGGUGAUUUUUAAUUAAUUGAAGGUUAUGGGAAAAUAGGUCAUUUCCAUUUUUUGUGAAAGUAAGUGCUAGCAUAUAUACCAUAAUUAUUGUUAUUGAAGUUAGUUUGAUAUUCACUUUGAUUACUAGUAUCCUGUGAGACACAGGGUUUUAGCUGAUUAGGCUUUUGUAAGCCUUUUUUUUUCUUUUUUUUUAAGGAUUAUGGCUACACUGUUUCUCUCCAAUUCUUCACCUCUAUAAAUAAUGGUGCUAUUCUCUUCCAACUUGAAAUGCCCAUCUGACCUCACAUGAAUGUUUAGAUGAUGUUCCAGUUCUUUUACAAGAUGUAGCUUUUCUAGUUGUUUUAUUGAAGUGGUAAUGUUUGGUGUGUUUUAGACUGUCUGAGGAUAUACUCCCAUCAGAGCAUAUUGUGGUUUGGGGAAAGUACUAUGAUUUUUUCUUAUAACUUCUUUUAAUUUUUCUGAACUCCAUCUCUCAAGUAGUAUAUAUUCAGCAAUGAUCCUGGAGGAGUCAAAAAUUGUUCAUGUGCUGGUUGCUCUGUCAUGAUGCUGCAUAGUGUUUUUGGCAAAUUAUAAAAAUGGUUGUUAUUAUAGAUUUAAGUACUAAGUACAUUAAAUAUACUCUACUAAGUACUUCAUAGAAUGGAUGUAGGUUAGAAUAAUAUUCUUACAAAAAACAAAAACUAAAAAUUCAGAUAUACAGAAACUGCUGAAUGCAGUUUCAUACUUGUUGGGCUUUUUAAAUUGCAUAUUAAUUAAAAAAAUAUUUUAAAAACGGGAAAGAAUGAGAAAAUUUACAAUUUAGUGAAGUUAGUUCAUAAAUACUAUUGAUAUCUGUCAUUUUUGUAUGUUGCAUUAAUAUACAGGUAAUUUGUAAAAUUAUUUUUGUUUUGUGUUGAACACUUAUCAGUAAUGGAACCAAAAGUAUUACAUUACCAAUUUUAAUGCGAGUAAUCACCAUAAUGCACAUUGUAAAGAUUAACGUGAGGCAUGCUUUAGGUAGAGAAUGACUAAUACCUGUUUUGAUCUCCAUCAUUACAGAAUUGGUUUUCUAGAUAUAUUUGACAUACUGGAGCUUCUGUUAUUCAGGUUCCUCUGAAGGAAAAAACAUUUUAUAGGAGUAGAAAAGUUUUAGUUGUCCAGCCUUGCCCACAAACGUACGUUAUAGUAUUGUAGGUUAGAAUCUAAAGGUUUGAUGCGUGUGUGUGGAACCAGUAGUUUGAUAUGUAUCAUUCUUUAUUGAAAAUAAGCUUUGUUUCGUGAUUAAUAUUGCAGAUCAAUAUAUUAAAUAUCCUUAUAGUAUUAAAUUGUGUUUGCUCACAAGUUAAUUAUCCUGCUAUCCAGCUAGAUUUUAAGGCAAAAAACACAUUUCAUCCUUUUAUUGUCCACCUCCUCCAUUAAUAUUUUAAGAUGCUUUUACAUGCAAAAUAACUAAGCAUACUAAUAGGUAGAUAUUUUUGUGUUAAUUAAUAGCUUGUGCCAUAUAUUGUGGUGCCUUGCAGAGCUGUAAAUAUAAUUUUUAUCACAGAUUCAGAGGACUAUCAGUUUUUAAUGCAAAGAAGGUUUUAAUCAACAGUACAUUUGAAAAGACUAAGUGAGUGUAAAACUAUUUUAUAGCCAUAUACAGGGCCAUAUUCUUUUAAGUUAAUUCCUUCUUUUUAUUAUUCAUUUGGUAUUUCUUUUAUGUUUUGCUCAUUACCUGCAGUAUGUAAUAUAUUUUCUUACAUUGGGAAAUGACCCCCCAGUGGCACGGCGGUAUGUCUGCCGCCUUACAACGCUAGAAUCCGGGUUUCGAUACCCGUGAUGCGCAGAGCACAGAUAGCCCAUUGUGUAGCUUUGUGCUUAAUUACAAACAAUACAUUGGGUAAUAGAGCUAUACUAAAAUUAAUUGAGUAAUACAGCUUCAAAAAUAUUAUAUCAUUCAAUUUGUUAUAUAAUGUAAAAUGCUGCACAGUGCAUGUUUAUAAGUGAAAAGUUAGCCAGAUAUUUGUUUUAUGUGUACUAUUUUAAUUUUUUGGAAAAAUGGUUUUAAAUGUAUCAGCUUGGUCCAGGUUCUUUGUGAUUUUGCUUAAAUUUCAGUAUGAACCUAGAGUCUUCAGCUGGACUUGAAAUGGUUUUUGUUAUCUUAUGUAAAUUAAUAUGAGAAAAUAUGGGACUUCAGUUCUUAACUGUUCAUUUUGUUGGUUUUGUUACUUAAUAUGAAACAUUCUAAAUAAGUUAAAAGUAAAGGGUUCCAUCAUUAACAAAAAAAUAAUAAAUGUUGUGUUACUUAUUUAAACAAAGCUUCUUUAACUUUCUAGAAGUUUGUUUUGUCAUUAUGAAAUGUGAGCUUUGCUCUGGUAGUUGAUAAUUGAAAUAAGCAUCUAAGAUUACUUUUGUAUUACUAUUAUACAUAUAUAUAUUUAUCAAGAAACAGUUAUAUUUUUUGGAAGCUAGAUUCAAAGAAUUUUUUAUUACAAAUUCAAAUAUAUUUUUGUAUCUCUACAAAAAGCAAAUGCCUGUUACCAUCAUUUUUGAUCACAAAAUAAGGAAUGCUUUAUUUAGUCUUGUAUCUACUCAAAAUAAUCUAUAAAUAUCUAUUUUUUUUUACCUUAAGCUCACAAAAGCUAUUUUUAUUGUUAAGUUUCGUGCAAAAUUUGUGUAUCAUUGCAAAAAUGUACUUAAUAAACAACAUUCCACUUUAAUACAAAAAAACCCAUAAGUAUAAAAAAGUGAAUCCAAUGAUUUUAGAAGGAAUUGAUCUAAUAAUGACAGUAACAUUAAUAAAAACGAGAUUUAAUUUUCUAGAAAAUGUAUAGUAGUUUGAAGUUAUAGCCAAAUGUGUGUGUUAUUUUACCAAUGUAAGGAAAGAAUUUUAAAUUUCAGUUGAAAUAUUACUUGGAAAUUGUGAUAUUUUGUGCUUUAUUAGUUGUUUACUCUUUACAUUAAUUAAGUAACAGAUGAAUGAAUCAAGUUUUCUAGUACUUAAAUAUAAAAACAUUAAAUUACGCAGUGUAUCAUGUCCGUGUAUAAAUUGUUGUCAUAAAAAAUAUUUGUGUUUAAACUUGUGUUUAAUGUUUAAGGUGUAAAGUACUGAAUUAAAUUAAAUAUAAUCUUAACUCCAAGAUCCAAUUUUGUGUGUUUAAAUAUUCUUUGUGAUAUAGAAAGUUUCUUCAUUCCACUCCCUUUUUUUAAAAACCUAUUAUUUGAAUUUUUAUGUAAAAUUGUUCAAAUGUAUGAGCAACUAUGUUGAUGUAAGAUUCAACUUUAGAAGAAAGUGAAUAUUUUGAUUAAACUUCCCUGACAUUUACCCAUUCCAAAUCUAGCUUAAUACAAUAUGUUAUUCAGACUGUGAAAUUUGACUUAUCCAUCAGUUUGCCAGGUUUUCAAAUUAUUGCUUAAUACUGAUCUGGUAUUCAAUUACUAGUGUGCCAUAUGGUGAAAUUCUUGAAUAUAAAUUACUGUAAACGUUAAUGUGAAUUCGUUUGUUAAGUACAUAUACGCUAUCUUAAGAUAUUUAAUUUGAAAAUGUGUUUUUGAUAUCAUUGCACAAAAAAGCAUAUGUCCUAUCAUCAAUUGAACCUGAUAUUUUUUCAUGUAAUGCUAGUAUAGAAUAAAAAUAGCUUGAAUG